AUGCCCAACUUCAUCAAGUCCCCAGACGAUCAGACAGGGAUUUCGGGAGGAGUGGCGUCGUUCGUAUGCCAGGCGGUGGGCGAACCCAAACCACGCAUCACCUGGAUGAAGAAGGGGAAGAAAGUCAGCUCUCAACGCUUUGAGGUGAUUGAGUUUGACGACGGUUCGGGGUCGGUGCUACGUAUCCAGCCUUUGAGGACCCACCGUGAUGAAGCCAUCUAUGAAUGCACCGCCACCAACAGUGUGGGAGAGAUCAACACCAGUGCCAAGCUCACUGUCUUAGAAGUGCUGGUGGAGCUCAGGAUUUAUCCAUAA
Scomber japonicus (chub mackerel) is the source of this 315-nucleotide messenger RNA. Its product is annotated as receptor-type tyrosine-protein phosphatase F-like. Bases 1 to 315 code for a protein of 104 amino acids. Gene Ontology annotation, molecular function: cell-cell adhesion mediator activity. NCBI's taxonomy places the organism in Eukaryota, Metazoa, Chordata, Actinopteri, Scombriformes, Scombridae. Gene Ontology annotation, biological process: axon guidance; homophilic cell-cell adhesion; dendrite self-avoidance. The record is from RefSeq and is a predicted model, not a curated record. The transcript is spliced from 3 exons. Gene Ontology annotation, cellular component: axon; plasma membrane.